AUGGCGGACACUGAGAAGACCAAGGACGCGUUCACAGAGAAUGCUGGAGACAAUGACUCCCAUAUUGAGGCGGCCAAGGGAACACCCGAGGCCCUUGUGACGACUUUGGGUGUCACGGGUGGUGCUCCUAACCCUUGGGGUCGUGGACAUGUGCAGCUUUAUGCUGCUUGUGGUAUCAUAUACUUGUGCUCUACGAUGAAUGGCUACGAUGGCUCAUUGAUGGGAUCUAUCAAUGCUCUGCCCGAAUAUCAAAGCUACUAUAACCUCAAGGAAGGUGGUUCUUCAUCUACCGGGCUUGUCUUUUCGAUCUUCCAAAUCGCCCAGAUGGUCGGUGCCUUGUUCACCUGGCUUUGUGACUGGCAAGGUCGAAAACGAGUUAUGAUUGCCGCGUGCUUCGGAAUCUGUGCGUCGGCCAUCUUCACGGCUCUUGCACCGUCUUUGUCCGCUUUCAUUGGCGCUCGUUUUCUCCUCAGUUUCUUCUCGACGAUUGCCACUGUCGCUGCACCUCUCUUGCUCGUCGAGAUUGCUCCCCCUUUGUAUCGUGGAACCGUGGCUGGCACUUACAACACUUUGUACUACAUGGGUUCUAUUAUUGCUACCUUCGCUAUGUACGGAGCCAAUAAGCACCUUUCAGGAAAUCUGAAGUGGCGUCUCCCUCUCUGGUUGCAGAUGCUCUGCCCUGGCUUCGUUUGCAUUCUCGGCUGGCUCGUUCCAGAGAGUCCACGUUGGCUCGUCGCAAAAGGCAGAGUAGAAGAAGCAAAGGAAUUCAUCAUCAAACAUCACGCUAAUGGUGAUGCCAAUCACCCCAUCGUAGCCAUCGAAAUGCACGAAAUCGAAGACUCACUUGCUGGCGUUCGACUCAACUCGCCCAAAGCUUACUUUGAUCUACGAAGUCUCUUCAAGAGUCGUGCGCGUCUUUACCGACUUAUGCUGGCGGUUGCUAUGGCUUGGUUUGGCCAGUUCUCAGGAAACAAUGUUGCCAGUUAUUAUCUUCCGACUAUGGUGCAGGGCGUAGGGAUCACAUCAGUCGAUACUCAGCUGCUGCUGAAUGCUAUUUACGCUGUUACUGGCUGGAUUGCAGCAACUCUAGGCGCACGAUUGCAUGACGUAUUCGGUCGUCGAAAGAUGCUAAUGUCGUCUUGUGGUGGUAUGGCCGUAGCAUUGGCUAUUAUGGCAGCUACAACAGCAACAUACCAGAAGACCGGAGACAAGGAAGCUAGCUCUGCAAGCAUUGCAUUCAUUUAUAUCUUUGGUGUCAUCUUUGCCGUGGCCUUUACACCCAUGCAGCCUAUCUACCCUGCGGAAGUAUUGUCCAACGAUAUGCGUGCCAAUGGUAUGAUGGUUUUCCAAAUCACAGCCGGCUGCUCAAGCUUUGUGAACACAUUCGCGGCGCCAAUUGCCAUGCAAAACAUCAAGUAUUGGUUCUAUGUAUUCUUCGUGUUUUGGGACGUUUUCGAACUUGUCUUCAUUUACUUCUUCUUCGUUGAGACCAAGGGCCGUACUUUGGAGGAGUUGGACCAGGUGUUUGAGGCUCCUAACCCACGCAAGGCUAGCACUCGCAAGAUUUCUACAUAA
Molecule: messenger RNA, 1575 nt
Organism: Pochonia chlamydosporia 170
Lineage: Eukaryota; Fungi; Ascomycota; Sordariomycetes; Hypocreales; Clavicipitaceae
Product: sugar transporter
Exons: 6
Coding region: 1-1575 (524 amino acids)
Biological process (GO): carbohydrate transport; transmembrane transport
Cellular component (GO): membrane
Molecular function (GO): carbohydrate:proton symporter activity
Source: RefSeq, a predicted model, not a curated record